This is a messenger RNA of Lachancea nothofagi CBS 11611, 1227 nucleotides long. The record is from the annotation of a GenBank genome assembly. NCBI's taxonomy places the organism in Eukaryota, Fungi, Ascomycota, Saccharomycetes, Saccharomycetales, Saccharomycetaceae.
AUGUCUGUGAUUCAGGUGUCAUACAAAUUUGGAAGUUACAAGGAAAAGCUUGAAUUGAGCAGCGAUUUGAACGAUGCUUUGCAAAAAAGUAUAACACAUUUUAAGCUCAACGAUGACAAUAAAAGCUGGGCACUUUACCAUCGUAACAAGGAAUUGCCCUUAACCGUUCCAUUGCGGUUGUUGAACUUGGCGAAAGGCGCUACUUUAGAGCUGAUAGAGAAGAAAGCGGACAUAAAUGGAAAGAAGCUGAAGAUUAAGUUUUCUGCCCCUGGUUUUGGUACAGAGAUCUGGAAUGGAUUUUCAUCAACGAAACUUUUAGAGGCUAUUCAGGAAAUAUGCAGCCUUAGAUCCUGGACGUUUGUGUCUCAGGAGCUAAAGGUCCAGUGUUUUGCUAAAGUUUGGACUUAUGACCAGAUAUCAAAAUCAACAUUUGCACAACUUGGAAUACUGGAAGAUGUAUCACUGAGGCUUUUGAUUCCAUCAACGGAAGAAAAGCUUGACGCACAACCGCAAAUCUUGGCGAACCACACCCCCGAGUCUAUUAUUGAGAAAGCUGUAACGCCACAGUGUGUCGUCAAUCCCGGUAAAUCCUCUUCGUCUAACACGCAAGAGCACGAUUAUAACGUUUCUGCAUAUAUUCCUGGACCUAAUUCAACUUUAGGGGUCUCAUCGGAUCAAGAAGACGACUUCGAAAUCACCGUCAGUCAAUUUAAAAAGUACCAAAAGAUGCUCUCAAAAACUACUGGCACAAAUCAGCCCUUACUUACCAAAAGACUUCGUGAACAGACUGCCCCAAAGCAGACGAUUGAAAACUGUAAUGUAAGGGUCCGAUUUCCAGACCGCACUUGCAUUGAUAUUGAUUUCAAGCCUGAGGACACCAUCAACUUGGUUUACAAGGCUGUAGCCAAGUGUUUGAGUAAUGGUUCAUCAGCAUUUGUGUUAUCUCACUCGCAUCCAUAUCAAGAGCUUCAAGACGAUGAUUCCAAACUGGUCAUCGACCUCAAUUUCGGAUCUAAAACAUUGCUGGUAUUCCACACCGAGCAGAAGGGCCCGUAUCUCAGACCAGACCUGCUUGAGAAAGCCAAGCCUUUUUCAAGUACAAAAUUAGCAGAAGACGCUCACUCAGAACCUUCAAGUAGUCCAGUGCCUAAUAAAGGUGAAGAUAAGCCUUCCAAGGGCCUACGGGCGGGCCAUACUCCUAAGUGGCUAAAGUUGGGGAAAAAGUAG